GGCUGGCGGGAGCGAUGCAAUUAUGCAACUCCUUUAUCUAAUGAGAAAAUUUUAAUUAAUUUUCUCUUUAAUUAUUUCUCGGGAAGGAAUACCUUCGCUGGCGGGUGCGUUUCCGCGGCAAAGAAUUGUGGGGCGCAAAGGUAAUCGAGGAAUCGAAGUUGUUUUUGCCUUAAUUGUCGAGAAGUUUCGAUAAAUUUCGCUGCCGACGGAAAGAUAUCUCGUUUCUGCCUCAAUCUGCUUCGGAUUUUGCCUCUUUCUGGGAAGGGAUAUUUGGGUUACUCCGAGGGGAAUUAUGGUUGGUCAAAUGUGGUUCGUUCUUGGGUAAUCUGAGGAUCAAGCUGAGGAUGGAGGAAGGGAAUUAUGCGACCGAUGGCAUGGGUUUUCAGGGGAGGACAGGUGGGGCGUUGGUCGGGUUGGGUGCUCGGGCUCUUUUCUACCCGACUUUGUUCUACAACGUCGUUCGAAACAAGAUACAGGCGGAAUUCCGGUGGUGGGACGAGGUCGAUGAGUUUCUCUUGUUAGGUGCUGUCCCUUUUCCAAAAGAUGUUCCUCGUUUGAAAGAGCUGGGCGUUGGAGGUGUCAUCACUCUCAAUGAGCCAUAUGAAACUCUAGUACCUACUUCUUUGUAUAAGGAUCACGGUAUCAAACACUUGGAGAUUCCAACAAGAGAUUAUCUUUUUGCUCCUUCGUAUGCUAACAUCUGUCGAGCAGUAGAUUUCAUUCAUAAUUAUGCCUCAUGUGGUAUGACCACCUAUGUUCACUGUAAAGCUGGGCGAGGAAGGAGUACAACAGUUGUUCUCUGCUACUUGAUGGCAUAUAAGAAUAUGACACCUGAUACUGCGCUUGCAUUUGUUCGAUCAAGUAGACCACGAGUUCUAUUAGCCCGAUCUCAAUGGCAGGCUGUUCAAGAAUUUGGGAUGCGCAGAUCCAGACCACUUUUAGUGAUGCCAACUCAAUUAUCUUAUGGUAAUGAUGAUGAUGAAAAUUCCCUCGUCCUUGUAACAUUGGAAGAUAUUGAAGGGUACAGUCCUAGCAGUAGCAGUUCAAAAUCUUGGGAAGCACUAAGAACAGCUUGCAAGGUUCAGGUAGCAGCUGCAAGAGGUGUCAUGCGGAUGGUUCGAGCAUCUGCAGAGUUAGCAAGAUUUUCUUGUAUUCUUUUUGCAGAGACCAAGUUGUUGACAGGAAAGCUUAGAAUGAAUUGUGCACCCGUGGAAGCCUCCAAAUGCCUUCUACCCUCUAGUGGUCAGUUGCCAGAGACAGGUUUGGAGAUUGUUGUGUGCUAGUGUGCAGCUUGUGUGUGCUUUACCAUGGCAUUAAUGUAGAAGAGAGAUCUCUCUCUUCAAACUUCAUCAUCGUUGAAAGCUUACUGUGUAUAGAAAAUGUGUACAUUAAACAAGUUUGUAUAUAUUACUAUUUGUCUGUAAGAACAAGUCUGUAGAUAUCCCGUGACAUCUGUAGACUAGUUUGGAGCUUGACAAAGAUUUUCAUCAUAGCAUA
This is a messenger RNA of Nymphaea colorata (pocket water lily), 1497 nucleotides long. Its product is annotated as phosphatidylglycerophosphate phosphatase PTPMT2-like. Lineage: Eukaryota; Viridiplantae; Streptophyta; Magnoliopsida; Nymphaeales; Nymphaeaceae. Gene Ontology annotation, biological process: protein dephosphorylation. The record is from RefSeq and is a predicted model, not a curated record. Bases 345 to 1283 code for a protein of 312 amino acids. Gene Ontology annotation, molecular function: phosphatidylinositol-4,5-bisphosphate 5-phosphatase activity; protein tyrosine/serine/threonine phosphatase activity. The transcript is spliced from 6 exons.